Lathyrus sativus (Indian pea) is the source of this 1377-nucleotide messenger RNA. The record is from the annotation of a GenBank genome assembly. NCBI's taxonomy places the organism in Eukaryota, Viridiplantae, Streptophyta, Magnoliopsida, Fabales, Fabaceae.
AUGUGUAUGAUACUUUAUGCAGCAAAUGUGGCUAAAAAUGUAUACCCACAUGUAUUAUCUCAUGGAGGAUAUUGUUUGCUUGAGGAGAAAAUGAUAAAUGAAAGGAGAUCAUCGAGAGAUGAUUCUACCUUAGAUGAUACUGGUAGCCUAUCUCCACCGUCACGCCAUGAGUUAUGGAAGAGAGCACGACAAAAGAAAGGGGGAGAAUACACAUCAAAGGCUACACAAGUUGUUGCUGAGAAAAUUGAUUCUCUAGUUGAAGAAGCUGAAAAGGGUGGCUUUGUUUCGGAUGGACGUAAUGAUAUCUUAACAGCAGCCACUGGAACAUCUGACCAUGGAGGCCGUGUUCGUGGUGUUGGAAAACACCAUAAACAAAACACUUACUUUGGCAGAUCAUCUUCACGUCAACGACAAUAUGAUAUAAGAGAACAAUUUGCACAGUUUUCAUCUGAAUUAGAAGCAAAGCUUAGAGCUAAUUUUGAUCAAAAGUUGGCUGAAGAGCGUAAGGCGAUGGAACAAUCUUUCAUGGAUACACUUAGGUCUAUGGGUCUCUCACAACAAAUUACAGAAAAUAAUAAUAAAUGCAUUGUACAAUGGGAAGUUGUUGAUGGAAGCGGAAAAGGAAGUUGUUCAGCUGCAAAAGUAAGCACAAAAGAAAGAGAAGGAGAGGACAAUGUUGAGAGAUUAAUGAGAAUGGUUCUAAGAAUGGGUGAUGAUCAUUUGGAAAUAAAAUUAAGUCAUUGUGCGAGCGCCAGUAAUUUUCAUAUGUCACCUAAGUGUAUCAGAGAGCUGCUGGUGGGUUUUAAUUGGCUUGAUUUGUCUACUCUCCAAGUUUGGUGCACGUAUAUUCAUCGUUUGUGUAUUGAUACUUCACAAUCUGAAGUAUACGGAUUUAUUGACCCUGCUAUGUGUUCGUACGUUGAUCAUGGGUCGAAAACUCAAGCAAAUGUCAAACAAUACAUACAAGAUAAGUUACGUGACGAAAAGAGAGAGUGUGACUUGCUACCAUUUGUUCAUGGAGGUCAUUGGCAAUUAAUAGUCAUGUGUCCAAAUGAUAAUACGGUGGUCGUCUUUUAUUUCCUUCAUCAUGAACUUAAUCAAACCAUGACAAAAAUUGUUACAAGUGCUUUUGGGGUUCAUCAAGUGGCAAAUGGGAAUAGAAAAAAGGCUACAUGGCUUCGACCCAAUACAAGGAAACAACCUAACUCUAAUGAUUGUGGGUAUUAUGUGAUGAAAAAUAUGUUGGAUAUUGUCUCUGCCAAUAUAACCAACUCUUGGAUGAAGGUAUUUGAUGACCCAACGAACCUAUCGCCCGAUGAUUUGUAUGAUUUGCAACUCAGUUGGGCAACAUGUUUCUUUGAAUUAUAUAAAGGUUAA